CACCAGCGGCACUUGCACGCCGUUCGCGCUCAUGUAGGUUGACUUUUCUUCAUGUCUUUCCUUUCUUUUGCGCAGUUGUCGCAUUUCUAUACGUCUUGACUUUGCGCGCAAUGGCUUCUUCUGCAUCCCCCGAGAUACCCUCAUCCAUCUUGAUCGUCGGCAGCGGCGCAUUUGGACUUUCCACUGCCUAUUCAUUAUGUCAAAACCCGCGGUACAAGGACACCUCGAUUACUAUCAUAGACCGUCAGCCUUUUCCUACGCCUGAUGGCUCGAGUAUUGACACUUCACGAAUCAUCCGUCCUGAUUAUGCUGCCGCACGCUACACCCGUCUCGCAACCAUCGCGCAAAACCGCUGGCGAACCGACUUUGCGACCGAACACUACCAUGAGGUCGGCCUAUGUGUGACAGCUUGGGGUCCGGAGCAGAAGUACGUUUCCGGAUCACUCGCAAACGUCCGCGCGAUCGGAACAGACAAAGUAGAAGUGCUGAACUCGCCGGAGGACAUACAAAAAGCAUGUGGUCUGGAAGGCAAAGACCCAUGGGGCAACGGUAGCACCGGAUACGUGAAUUGGAGUUCAGGCUGGGCAGACGCAGAGGGCGCGAUGAUGUGGCUGAGGGAGAAGGUCGAGAAGCUGAACAGGGUGAAGUUCGUCACAAAGGCCGUGAAGAAGCUGUUGAUUGAUCACAAAACCAACACCGUCUCCGGCGUGCGAUUUGACGACUCGAGCGAACUCAAGGCGGAUCUGACGAUGCUGGCGGCAGGCGCAUGGACGGCGUCGCUCAUCGAUCUCCGAGGCAUCUGCAAAGCGACUGGGCAGGCUCUGUGCUACAUGCCCAUCUCCAAGGAGGAGGAAGCGAAGAUGUCUACGCGGCCAACUAUCCUGAACCUCUCCCAUGGCUUGUUCAUGAUUCCGCCUUCCAAGCGCCUCCUCAAAGUCGCGCGUCACGGCCACGGCUACCUCAACCCGACCACUAUCCCACAUCCGGAGUCAGAGGACCCCAACGAGACAAUCACCAUCUCCCUACCAUACACACACGUCGACGAUCCGUCACAGGCAGUCCCAAUCGAGGGCCAACGCCAAUGCCGAGACUUCCUCGCAGCCAUACACCCUUCCCUCGCCGCAUCCUCGCGACCAUUCACCAAAUCAAAGAUUUGCUGGUACACCGAUACUAGGGAUGGCGACUUUUUGAUCUCGUACCAUCCCAAGUACAAGGGGCUGUUUUUGGCGACGGGUGGCUCGGGACAUGGCUUCAAGUUUUUGCCUGUUAUUGGCGAUAGUAUUGUGGAGUGUAUAGAAGGCAGAACACCGGAUGACUUCAAGGGUCGAUGGGAAUGGCCGGCUGAGCGUGUACCGGAAGAACAGUGGGCUGGUGAUGGAAGUCGUGGCGGGCCUGUUGGUAUGAUUUUGGAAGAGGAGAUGGCGAAGAGUAGAGGGAAGUUGUAAUCGUCCGCGCGCCAAGGCACUUCGUGUUGAUAUAAAUAUCUUGAGCUCGGGUUCUUUACUCUCUUCUUUACAUCCCAAACCAUUCCUUUGUUCUCAAAAAACGACGUGGUCGACUUUUAAUGUCUGGGGAGUGUGUCGCUUCCGUCAAAAGGCUAGACAUAAACGGGUCAUGGAAACUCCACGCCAUGCUUUUUACUUUCCAAGGGUCAUUGCCUAUUCCACAUGUACUCCUCCUUGGAAAAACUUUGUACAGGUUCAAAUUCGGGCAUUCCUCGUCGAUCAUCAUCUUGGUUCAAAAAAUUGCAGCGAAGAGGAGC
Messenger RNA from Alternaria alternata, 1762 nucleotides. Its product is annotated as sarcosine oxidase. Gene Ontology annotation, molecular function: flavin adenine dinucleotide binding; proline dehydrogenase activity; sarcosine oxidase activity. The coding region runs from base 111 to 1445 and encodes 444 amino acids. The record is from RefSeq and is a predicted model, not a curated record. Lineage: Eukaryota; Fungi; Ascomycota; Dothideomycetes; Pleosporales; Pleosporaceae. The transcript has 2 exons.